Cyclopterus lumpus (lumpfish) is the source of this 5803-nucleotide messenger RNA. RefSeq names its product muscleblind-like protein 2a. Gene Ontology annotation, molecular function: metal ion binding. The record is from RefSeq and is a predicted model, not a curated record. NCBI's taxonomy places the organism in Eukaryota, Metazoa, Chordata, Actinopteri, Perciformes, Cyclopteridae. The transcript has 10 exons. The coding region runs from base 840 to 2021 and encodes 393 amino acids.
GUGGCUGGAAAUGUUUCAGCCAGAGUUGGACAGGCUUACUCUUGUGAAGAGAAAAUCUUUGGUCACUGAAUCUGUGGAACAGGCAGUGGAUUAAAAGCUGUGGUUAUGGUCAUUAUAUUAACAAGUUAGCUACUCAAAAGUUGUAUCUCUAACCUAAAUUCACGAUCCGGAAAGAAGUUCUUUAGUGCUACAUGAAGUGAGGGAGGUAGGUUUUCUUGCUCUGUUUCCUGACUUGCGCCCAAAGGAAUUUGCUGCAGUAUGCUGUGGGAGAGCAUGCAGUAAAGCUGAGCGGCUGCUAUAGCAGAAGAUCUGGAUCACCAACAAAAAGUGCCUUUGAGAACAUAUCCUCGACUUAAAGUUGGUCCGUCUACAUUGCCGGCCUACGCUUUCAUUAAGGCCAGACUCAAGCACCAACGCAGGAUACCUCAGCUGCAAGUCCUUUGCCACCACUCUGAACCACAACAACACCUUAAAACACUGAAAUAGAGUCACAAUAUAAGAGGACAAAUAAUAAUAAUGACCUCCGAAUGUAUGACUAAAGUGACAAGUCUUCAUUAAAUUUCCCCCACUUGUCUGAUAUUUAUGGUCACCAUCAUUUGUGGAAUACCCUCUUGAAUGUGUCAGAAACAAAUGCACAUCUGCAGUGUUUCCUCUUUCCUUUUGAUGGGUGAUUUCUCAGUGAUUGGCCAGCCAUCUGAUCAUUCUACUCCGGCUGAUGGAGGACUCACCAGGUUGUUUUAAAAGAGGACUUUGCACAUAAAGCCAACCCCACAGCUUUCGGUGUACGAGGCACAAUAGAUUAACUUAAAACAUUUAAUUUAUGAUUAUAACCUUUGGUCAUGGCGAUGAACAUUUCUUCAGUAAGAGACACAAAAUGGCUAACUCUGGAAGUCUGUCGACAGUUUCAGCGAGGAAACUGUUCACGCAGUGAUGAGGAAUGCAAAUUUGCUCAUCCACCGAAGAGCUGCCAAGUUGACAAUGGGAGAAUUGUUGCCUGCUUUGACUCACUGAAGGGCCGAUGCUCAAGAGAAAACUGCAAAUAUCUUCACCCUCCUUCACACUUAAAAACCCAGUUAGAGAUAAAUGGGCGCAACAACCUCAUCCAGCAAAAGACAGCAGCAGCCGUGCUUGCCCAACAGAUGCAGCUCAUGAUCCCAGGACCCAGCCUGCAGCCUAUGCCAACAUUUCAUGUUACACAGGGGCUGGGCUCAAAUUCCGGUCUCGGUUAUGGUUCAUACAUGACACCUAUGAGCCACGGAAUGAGCCUCAUCCCAACAGACAACCUCUCCAGCACCCCGGUUCUUGUUUCUGGGAACCCUUCUGUCGCGGUCCAGAGCUCCUCCUCCUCCUCCUCCUCUUCCUCUUCCUCUUCUCCCUCACAGAAGCUGCAGCGUACAGACAAACUAGAGGUGUGCCGCGAGUUUCAGCGCGGAAACUGUGCAAGAGGGGAGACAGAUUGCCGCUUCGCUCACCCCAGUGACAGCCCAAUGAUUGACACCACAGAUAACACUGUCACUGUUUGCAUGGACUACAUCAAGAGCCGCUGCUCCAGGGAGAAGUGCAAGUAUUUUCACCCGCCUGCACACUUGCAGGCCAAAAUCAAAUCCAGUCAACAGCAAGGCAAUCACACAGUCGUGGCAGCCCAGGCCGCAGCUGCAGCCAUGACUCAGUCGACUGCCAAAGCAAUGAAGCGAUCCCUCGAGGCAACUGUAGACCUGGCCUAUCCCUACAGUAUUCCCCUACCAAAGAGACAAGCUUUUGAGAAGAGCAGCUGGGCCAACUCUCUUCUCAGCCCCAGUUUUUUGCACUACCAACAGGCUCUGGCCAACUCACAGCUGCAGCAGCAACAUGCUGCGUUUUACCCCCACGGUUCUGUCUUCUGCAUGACUCCCGCUAACAGCAUGGUCCCCAUGAUGUACAGUGCUGCGCCUGCUAGUGUCUCUGCAGCAACUACUCACGCCACAAGUCUCCCCUACGCAGCAACCGCGCCAGCACCAACCAAUCAGAUCAUCCUCAAGUAACCACCAGAAACGGAAGUCUGUGCCAUGUGGCUGCUGUUAAAGACGCCAAACAACUGCUCUGUAAAUAUUCUGUUAACACCACACACAACCUACAACAAGCUGCAUGCUGAUAACAUGUGAUAGACAUUGCUUUGAUCUCUCAUAAUAAAUUACAUAGCUCAAUUAUUAGGAUUAUACUGUGUUAUAAAAGAUAGAAGUGUCACAGAAGAUCAUUGUAUGCACGGACCUUUGCACCCACAUGAACUUGCAUCCUCAGCAAUGUGUAUAAAAUCCUGGUUUCUAUUUCCUAAACGAACUCUGACAACGUCAGAAGUGCAUUUCGCCUCUUAAUCAGAUGAAAUGCAAUGUGUCUACAGUUCACAUAUAGGAGCCUCAUACAUAAAAGUUACCUUUUCUGAAUAAACCCAACCAGGAAACACAUGGAAAUUACACAAAAACAGGCAGUACAGAUACAGUAGUAACACCUUAAUAUUAACUGAUAUGGAAACAAACUUACAGAUUAUAAUUAUGUAAAUAUUACAAGAGGAAGACAUAAGCAGGACAGAUAUUAUCUAAAAGUCAUACAUGUUAAGACCAUGUGAAAAGGAGUCCUAUAUGAGAGAUUGUUCAAAUUGUACCCUCAAGAUAUUGAGCAACAACUUGUUUUUCCUUUCUUGAAUGUGUAAUGUAAACUUUUUUUUUAAUUAAUGAUUGUUUAUCUAGUGCCAGCUUUAAUUAUUUCAAACUAACUAAAAACACACCACAUUGUAAAGAUUACAAUAGUUUCCUUUAAAAUGUUGUUGGUCCAUCCAUAUUGUUUACCCUGUCGGCCUCUGAGAACAGGAUCAGUGCUCCACCUCCUGGUGUGCCUUUGCAUUGCAUACACGGUAUGUUUGCUGAGGCAAAAUACUGUAUAAUCCAUUUGCUGCAGAUACGUUUUCUUUAAGGCAGUAAAGCAACAAUGAUUCAAACAUUUAGAUUUUCUCUUUAUUAUAAAAAAAACUACAUUUGGAUUAUCUUGUCACAGAGACGGUUGACUUGUUGAUGUAUAUGUAAGUGGUUUGGACUUCUGGAGCCAGUUUCACAAAGAUAGACUUUGGUUUAGGUCAAACUGAGUCAGAUGUCAGAUGUCUAAUUGUAUCCCUUGCACAAAGUUAUCUAGUUCUUUCUUAUCUUAAGUAAAUUUCUUACAGAGUAACCUCAUAAAUCCGCUCAGCAGAAAAUACUUUGAUUCAAAAGUUACAAGGACAUUUACCUGGGAAACUUCUGCAAAGAGUGUAAAAAAAAAACAUCCGGUCGUAUAAAAUCUCAGUAAAGUGUCGAGCUGAGAAGUGGCUUCUUGAUGUGGCCGGGCUCAGUCCUUCUGCUCACUCGUCAAAACACUAAAAUAUCUUCUCUUUCUCAUUACUCACUUCGCAAUAAUGUUAGAAAAACAUCAAAUAUGAGCCAUUAUUUCCCCUUCUUUGGUAGUUUGGUGCCACCGGUCAGCAGGUGUCACUGAUUGUUACCAUGGAAUUAUCACAGGGGGGCUAACUUGUUCAGGUUAAAAUAAGCCCAUCUUUAUUUUUGUGAGAAAAUUAGCAAAUUAAGGUCUGGCCUAACUCUCAAAUGUUUUUGUGAAACCGGCUCCUGCUUCAACUUGGGCAGAUAGAAGUUAACUCCACUUAAAUUACUCAACUUAAAUUAUUAAAUUACUACUGUUUAUAUUCAAACUAAAGUUCCUGUAAUCGUAUAAGAGAUGAGUUGAGUAGUGUGUGAACUGUUAGUCUUAAUGUUACAAUCAGUUGUCAGUACUGUAAUAUCUGAAUGUUAUAAGUGCCUGAAGAAUUGUGCAGAUGAGGAUAUAUGUGCAUAUUUAAAAGGCUUUGUGUGAAAAAUCACUACGUUAAAUCUACUCUGCUUAAGUCACAUUUAGAAAGAAAUGUUUUGCAAAGCUUUGUUAGUGCAUUAGUCAUUUGAUUUUCACUGACGCUCAAACUUGUAUGAGUGUACUAUGUAUGAGAGUUACUAUCCAGCUUAAUUUCAUUAGUUCCAGUUUAAGAUUAAAAGUGCUUCAUGCACUGUAAAAUACUUUAUGUAGUAAAGUAGAAUUUUAAAGAGGUUGAGGUUUCGUGAAGUUAGGUUGUGUUUGGUUGAUACCACAUUAUGCAACGACCCUACUUUGUUUGAAAGUGACAGCAGGCGGACUGGGUAUUGUGUCUGGUUUAGUGAAAACAAAACGGAUGUAAAUCACUCAUAUUUGUUACGUUCUCUUAUACACCUUUCAUGUACAUUUGAGUUCCCUGUUUUAAAAACGGCUUCUGCGGAUAUCAACCUUUCCUUUUAAUGUUUCUGAUGUCUUUUCAAGUGACUCAUAUAAGGUUUUUUUUGUUCUUCUUUUUUUAUGAAAACGUGUGCGUGUACACUUGUGUGAUUUAACUCAGACAAUCCACCAAGAGAUAUUGUUCACUUUUUUUCUUUUUCAUUUGUCGUGAAAAGGUUCAUACAUUAUAGGUUUGAAUAUAAGGAGUAUACUUGCAUAUGUUAAUAGUUCAACAUUAGAAAAGAACACUUUUAAAAUGUAAUCUCUUCUAUUUUAUGAUGAAUGUAAUUUAUUAAACUGACUUUAGCUCCGCUGGAGGUUCUUCAAAGGGCCUUGAUUGUUGUAUUAGCCUAUGAUAAGCCGUCUUGUGUCCAGGGAUCUAAUGUUGGAGCAAAGAGAAGCUAUAUUUCAUCCCUGUCACUGCCUUGUCACCUGUGAGGGACAACAGCCUUCGUCUGAGCAAGGCCAUAGAAUUGCUUUUUAUGUACAAAAGUGAAUUGUACAGGCCACAUUUUACGGAAAGUAACUUUCAUAAUAGUGUAAUAAUAGUUUGUCAUUUAAUUGUGUUGUUGGAGCAAUCUGAAGUCGCAGUGAUUAAAACUAUGUUUGAAGGGGAUGACAUUGUUUUUUUCCGCCUCACAAAAACACAUUAGAUUGUACUUUCAGAUGUUUGACUUUAUGACGCCAUGGUGAAACACUGGAAGUGAUCCAGUGCAUGAGAAUAUAUUUUGAAAUGUGACUUUUGUGUUUGGGUACCACUGCAUGUUAACAUCUUGCAGCAAACAUAUAAUCCACACUCAGAGAAUCUGCAGUCAGGUGAUCUGGAGUUUACGGUUCAGCAGCUGUUUGAACCUUAAUUCUCUUUUCAUAAUAUGAUUGCUUUCAAAGUUUAGGUUAUUAUUAGAUUCAUGACAUGUUUUCCCCUAUUUAUUUUACCUGCAAAUAAACACAUAGAACCGAAUGUUUGUUUUCACCUUUUGGCAAAUAAGCUUGAAUGUCAUGGAUCCACCUGCACAUGGAAGUUGUUUGAGAUUUAGAUCACCCAGUCAAAAAGAUGUGGACAGUAAGAAUGUUUGGUCAGACUUCACUUUCUCAACAGGACAUGCUUUUUGUGAACUUUGCCUUAUCUUUAAUCUGUUCCUGAAUUUGUAUUUGUUUAGUAAUUAUUAGUUAUAUAUUGUCUAAUAAGUAAAAUACAUUUAACUGAACUUUUCUGGGAAAUUAUUGUAAGACAAGUUUUGAGUUUGAGGCCAAAAUGACAGUUUGUAAAAUAAACCCUAAAAUGAUCCUGAGAGGACUAGCAUCAAUUCUAAUCACAUGGCGAAAUAUGCCAGUACCAUUCUGUUCAAUCCAGUCCUGAAUAUAAACUGUCCCCUCUUUCUUUUUUUUAAAAACUUAUUUUAUUUGUGUAUAAUUAAACAUUUCAUGUUGAUAGUUCUGCUUCUGUAAAUUCAAAAUGGUGUAAUAUCUAAUAUUGCAAAUAAAUGUCAGUUAAAUGCUG